Molecule: messenger RNA, 1464 nt
Organism: Aspergillus affinis
Lineage: Eukaryota; Fungi; Ascomycota; Eurotiomycetes; Eurotiales; Aspergillaceae
Exons: 3
Coding region: 1-1464 (487 amino acids)
Source: RefSeq, a predicted model, not a curated record
AUGAAGUACCCUUGUCGAGAAUCACUGCAGCAGCUUCAUCUUCAGAUAGGUAAUGACUGUUUACUGCCAGUCUCCUCCCAUCUAUUUGAUGCCUUAUUAUACGAGAGGGAGCACGAAUCACUGCAAUCUCGAAUCUUGGAGCUGUGUCCACCAUACCUUUGGCACCAGGGAUCUCAUAAGCUCGCUUGUCCAAGACCAAUCCUCGUUACAGGGCAGCAUAAGGAGAAGCUUUCGAGACUUCAUGGUGCUCUAGUCACUGCGAUUACAGACAUCGUCGAGCGCUGGUGGACAGACCCCAAUGCUAGAUUCUCAGCGCAACAGUGGAUAGACAAGGAGCAUCUCCCUUAUCGGAAUCAGGUCGGUUCUUGGAGACCUGAUUUCCUCGUCGAGGACAAUACCACAGACGGCGAAGUAGCUGAGAACUUCCGCAUCACUGAAAUCAAUGCUCGGUUUUCUUUUAACGGAUUCAUGCACCAAGCAUAUGGACAACUUGGCUUGAAAAACUUGGGCGUGGGAGAAAACGGUGUCGUGCCCGCAACAAAACCAGCCGAUACCUUGAAAGGAAUGCUGAAACUUCUCCGUCUGGACCAACCACUCCACCUGCUGAAAGGACAAGAGCCAGGGAUUGACAUUCAUAUGGUCAUUGAUUUUCUGCACCGUGAACUGGGUAUUAGCCCACGGCUUGUGAGCCCUGCUGACCUGCGGAUACUCCCCGACCCUCAGAGCUCGAGCAAAUUUAAGCUCUAUUGCGUGGUGAAGAACACUAGCCCGCUGUGCGAUUCAGCCCUUCCGCUCCGAAUUACCGACGACGGGAUGGCAAUAGAAGAGGUACACCAGAUUGGCCUAGAGUUGCAUCAGCAUGAGCUCUUCGGCAUGCCCACCGAGAUGCUACGCCAGAUCAGUCUACGUUGCUUCAACGACAUGCGGACCAUCCUCUUGGUUCAUGACAAGCGAAUGCUCGGCAUUGUCAAGCAGGAGAUUCCGGACCUAAGGAGGAGGGGCAUCUUGACCCCUGUCCAGGCGAGGGCACUGGAAAAUGGAAUAGCUGAUACAAUAAUUCCUGGCUCGACAGAGCUGAAGGACCUGAUCCGGCAUUCGAUUCUCGACGACAGGGAGCUGAAAAAUGAAUACCUCCUCAAGCCUAUUCGAGGGGGCAAGGGUGCCGGAAUCAUCUUUGGCGAUGAAAUGAGUCCCCCAAAGUGGAUCGGCACUUUGGCGCGUCUUUGCAGCCCUUACCCGGUCUCUGGGGCUACCACUUAUGUGGUACAGCGCCGAGUACAUGCGCGCCUAUACGAAGUCGUCCUGAAGCCAUGUGGAGAGCUGAAUCAGUACCCGCUCAUUGGGACAUACCACUCGGUUCAUGGUCAGUUUUUGGGAUUCGGGAUUUGGCGUAGCAGCCCACAGAGAAUCUGCGCUGUUAGCAAUGGCGGAAGCUGGAUGUGCACUGUGAUGAAAGAAUGCUAG